Molecule: messenger RNA, 868 nt
Organism: Capsella rubella
Lineage: Eukaryota; Viridiplantae; Streptophyta; Magnoliopsida; Brassicales; Brassicaceae
Product: AIG2-like protein C
Exons: 5
Coding region: 41-568 (175 amino acids)
Source: RefSeq, a predicted model, not a curated record
AGUGGCAGGAACUGGAAAGUCGCGGAGAGACAAGAGUAAGAUGAGUAUGUUAUCGGGGAAAGCUGGUCAUGAUCUGUUCGUCUAUGGCAGCCUCCAGGAAUCCGAAGUCGUUAAGGUGCUUCUGAAUCGCGUCCCUGAUAGUGUCUCCGCCGUCCUCUCCGGCUUUCACAGGUUUAGACUCAAAGGCCGCGUUUAUCCAACCAUUCUACCGGACGGUACCGGAGAAGUCACCGGGAAGGUGCUAAAGGGAAUCACAGAUGAUGAACUGAAAAUGUUAGAUGAGUUUGAGGAUGUUGAAUAUGACAGAAAUGCUGUGCAAGUGGCGCUGACGGAUACUUCAGAGAAGCUGCAAGUCCAAACAUAUGUGUGGAAGAACAAACAUGACCCGGAUCUUUAUGGAGAAUGGGAUUUCGAGGAAUGGAAACGACAUGACAAGGAAGGUUUCGUAACUGCGACCAAGAAAUUUCUGGAGGAUAGGAAAUUACCAGAAGCAAAGACGAGGAUGGACACAUUCAGAACAUUCUUUAAGCAGGAUUCUGAGAAUGGGAAACCUCUGGAUUCUUGCUGAUACUCUCUGAUGACUUUUGGUACUUGCAGUUAUAUUAAAGUGAUAUGCCUUUGCUGAACAAUGCUUCUUGGGGAACUAUAGAAACAGAAUGUUCAUGACUCCUGUGCAACUACUACCGAGACAUGAAUGGGCUUUGGCAUGAUCAUGUAAUUUCAUUAAAACGUUGACUGUUUUUCUUUAAUUUUGUUUGCUUCAAAGGGCUUACAAAUGACUAAUGCCUUGGAAAAUAAGCAUUUCCAUUGUUUCUCUGAUUGUCUUUUAGCUCAUAACUUUGAAUACCAAUCUUCUUAAUCCAGUAAA